CUUAUACAUGUAAAUUGUAUGAAUAUAUUUGAUUUUUCUUGGAACACUACAACUGAUUGGAGUUCAUCUACUAUAUAGAGGGUGUUUUCCUUGGAUUUUACUUGAAGCGUCCUCCUACACCCAAGUCUAUAAUCCAUCAGAAAUUUGGUAGUAAAGCUGUGUACCACUGUACCCAGUUUAGGAAAUCCAAGACUGUAGUCAAAAUGAAUGUCUUGGGUUAGGAAUCUCACAGAAGGGUCUUUGUCUCCAAUCUUCUUGUGAAUUAAUCAUUAAAUGUUGAGAAUUGGGGUUCACAAAGCCCCAAACCGAACUGGAACCAAACUUUUUCAAAUCGAACCGAAUUAUGUUAAACCGAAUGGUUUCAUUUUUUCAAAACCGAACAACUCGAACCAAAUACCUAAACGCACACCCCUAAUUUUGGGCUUAGCAAUGUUGUUCAAGCCGAUAUAUUUAAUUUUCCAAUCUUUGAAUUGUAAUUUAUGCACUGCUUGUGCAUUUUCCAAGGGUAUGCCCCGAUGAUUUUGUGUGUGUGUGUGUGUGUUUUUUUUUUUUUUUUUUUUGCAUUAAUAUAUUUACCUUAACCCAAAAAAAAAUAAUUCUAUUCUAUAUAAAUACAUGGGUGGCAAAUUCUGUUCUUUUCCUUUAUAAAACAGAGACUUAAAUUUUUGUAAACUGCAAACGCCAAUUCUUUGAGUGAAGAAUUCAUACCAGAUAGUUAACCAACUGACGUUAUGUCUUCAUUGGCAUCAAUGAAAUCCGCAGUUGAAUCUCUCUGCAAUGCCAAGAGGCUUAGGGAAGCCUUGGCACUCAUCUUCCACAACCCAACCGGAGCAGACUAUUCUCUGUACUCGAAACUUCUUGAUCUUUGUAUCGACCUAAAGGCCAAAAGCCAUGGCCAUUUGAUUCAUGCCCAUUUGAUAAAAAAUGAUUUUCCGUCGAGCAUACACCUGAACAACAAGCUGAUCAUAUUCUAUUCGAAGUUUGGUGAGAUGGAAGUCGCUCACAUGGUGUUCAACAGAAUGCCUGAGCGGAAUUUGGUUUCUUGGACUGCGUUGGUGUCGGGGUAUUCUAAGAAUGGUGACUCAGGAGAAGCUUUGGGGGUGUUUUCUACAAUGCACCGGGAGGGUUUAAAGGGUAAUCAGUUUACUUACGGAAGUGCCUUGAGGGCGUGCACCAAUUUGUUGUGUUUGGAUAGAGGGAGGCAAGUACAAGCGCGUAUCCAGAAGAGUAGAUUUGCUGGGAAUUUGUUUGUGCAGAGUGCAUUGCUUGAUUUCCAUUCAAAGUGUGGGAAAAUGGAGGAUGCUCGUUGUGUUUUUGAUUUGAUGUCGGAGAGGGAUUUCAUAUCAUGGAAUGCAAUGAUUGGUGGAUAUUCUUUUCAGGGGUUUGAUGAUGACGCGUUUCUGAUGUUCCAGUUGAUGCUCAGAGAAGGUAUGCAUCCUGAUUGCUUCACCUUUGGAAGUAUUCUGAGAAACUCAUUUGGAAGUUGUAGGGUUGCUGGACUCACAAAGGUCAACAUAAUACAUGGUUUUAUCAUUCAACUAGGUUAUGAGUCGAAUAAUAUCUUGAGUGGAUCUUUAAUUGAUGCCUAUGUCAAAUGUGGAAAUUUGGCUGGUGCAAAUUGUCUCUAUAGGGAUUUGAAGAUUAAAGACACCAUAGCAUGCACUGCAUUAAUUACGGGGUAUGCUCGUGAAGGUAGAAGCAGUGAUGAUUGGCUGGAACUCUUCACUGAGAUACACCGGAUGCAUAGUGGAAUUGAUAGUGUACUAUUGUGCUCAAUGCUCAAUAUGUGCGCUAAUUCGACAUUGCUGGCUCUAGGAAGGCAGAUGCAUUCUCUUGCAUUGAAAUAUCAAAAUAAUAAUGAUGUAGCAUUAGGAAACUCUUUGAUUGACAUGUACUCAAAAACAGGUGAAAUUGAAGAUGCAAAGAGAACAUUUGAUCACAUGAAAGAGAAGAAUAUAAUUUCAUGGACAUCAAUGAUCUCUGCUUAUGGUAUGCAUGGCCGCGUAGAGGAUGCAAUUUUGCUUUACAAGAAGAUGGAAUCUCAAGGAAUUUAUCCAAAUGAUAUAACGUUCUUGUCUCUCUUCUCUGCUUGUAGCCAUACUGGGUUGACUGUUGAAGGUUGGGAAUGCUUCCGCAAUAUGGUUGGCAAGUAUAAACUGUUGCCGCGGUCAGAACAUUAUGCCUGCAUGGUAGACCUUCUCGCACGUGGAGGUUGUUUGGAAGAAGCCCACAAUUUGAUAUGUAGGGGGGAUAUUAAGCCUGAUGCCUCUCUUUGGGGCUCAAUUCUUGGGGCAUGUAGUAUGUAUGGAAAUACUUCUCUUGGAGAAGUAGCAGCAAAGCACUUAUUUAGUAUGAAACCCCAGGAGUCUGCCAACUAUGCUGUCCUAGCUAACAUAUAUGCAUUGGGAGGUUUAUGGCAGAGGGCAUCUGAUGUACGGGAACUGAUGGUAAAUAGAGGGUUACUGAAAAACCCUGGCUAUAGCUUUAUCCAGUCAAAGAGUAAUAAGAUAGCACUUGCUCCUACUGUUCAAGAAACUGAUCCAAGUGAGUCUUCCUUAAGAAUGUCAGAUCCAGGUGCUUUAAUUUAGCGCCAGUUUAGUUUUCAAAUGGUUUCUGGGUAGGGCAUUGGAGACGCAGAGGCGGCAGAGCUGAUGAUAUAU
This is a messenger RNA of Ipomoea nil (Japanese morning glory), 2660 nucleotides long. RefSeq names its product pentatricopeptide repeat-containing protein At3g20730-like. Bases 732 to 2588 code for a protein of 618 amino acids. Gene Ontology annotation, molecular function: protein binding; RNA binding. Gene Ontology annotation, biological process: RNA modification. The transcript has 3 exons. Lineage: Eukaryota; Viridiplantae; Streptophyta; Magnoliopsida; Solanales; Convolvulaceae. The record is from RefSeq and is a predicted model, not a curated record.